Messenger RNA from Oncorhynchus masou masou (cherry salmon), 1379 nucleotides. RefSeq names its product zinc finger protein 239-like. The transcript has 2 exons. Gene Ontology annotation, molecular function: DNA-binding transcription factor activity; RNA polymerase II cis-regulatory region sequence-specific DNA binding. Bases 198 to 1337 code for a protein of 379 amino acids. Lineage: Eukaryota; Metazoa; Chordata; Actinopteri; Salmoniformes; Salmonidae. The record is from RefSeq and is a predicted model, not a curated record. Gene Ontology annotation, biological process: regulation of transcription by RNA polymerase II.
GGGACGCUUCCUCGAUAACAACAGCUAGUUAUCCACCUCGUUAUCUUGCUAGCCAAAAUACCCGAAACAGUCAAGCUCUUUAGACACUUUCGGUGCAUCAAGCAGUCUGCGUUGAAUACACUUCUGUCGUAUCUAGUUGCCCCAUUUAAUUUAAUAUUUACGUUGUUAGCUGGCUGGUUAAGUUAGGCUAAUCGCUCAUGCGAACUAGUUACGUUAGCCAGCUAACAUCUCCGAUCAUGAGCUCCCUAAGCUACUCUCCUCCUGCAAAAGGAGAGGAGGUCCGCUGGACGGAGAAAGGCAUGUGGCUGAACAUUGUCGUGAAAGAGGAGAAGGAAGAGGAGGAUGUCACAGUAAAAGUAGAGGGUGAGGCUGUUACAGUGAAAGAAGAAGAGAAAGACGUUUCAGUGAAAGAAGAGGAAGACUCGUUCAGAGUGAAAGAGGAGGAGGAUGUUACAGUAAAAGAAGAGGAGGAAGAGAAAGAGGAGGAUGCUGUUUUUGGAGGAAUGAACGAGGGAGAGAUAAAUGGCACAUCGAAAGAGGAAGAGGAGACGGGAGAGGUGAUUAACGCCAGAGAGAGAUCAGACUCUCACUCUGACAGCGGGAAGAGUCCUUCAGGGGAACCAGACCCAGAGAUGCCCAAACCAGCAAGACAACAUCACUGUUCCCACUGUGGAAAGAGUUUUACCUGGUUAGGGUACCUAAAACAGCAUGAGAGAACACACACAGGAGAAAAGCCUUUCCAAUGUUCCCAGUGUGAAAAGAGUUUUACCGUGUUAGUCAACCUGAAAAGGCAUGAGAAACUACACUCUGGAGAAAAGCCAUUCCAAUGUUCCCAGUGUGGAAAAAGUUUUACCCGGUUAGGACACUUAAAAGAGCAUGAGAGGACACACACAGGAGAAAAGCCGUACCACUGCUCCCAAUGUGAAAAGAGAUUUUCACGAUCAGGGGAUCUAAAAAGUCACGAGAGGACACACACAGGAGAAAAGCCUUACCAAUGUUCUCAGUGUGAGAAGAGUUUCACCCAGGUAGGGAAUCUGAAAAUACAUAAUAGAAUACACUCCGGAGAGAAGCCUUACCAUUGCUCCCAUUGUGGAAAGCGUUUUACCUGGUUAGGGAGUCUGAAUUCGCAUGAGUGGACACACAGAGGAGAGAUGCCUUACCACUGCUCCCAAUGUGAAAAGCGUUUUAGCCAGUUGGAGCACCUGAAAUCACAUGAAAGAACACAUUCAGGAGAGAAGCCUUUCCACUGCUCUCAUUGUGGAAAAACAUUUUCCCAGUCAGAGGACCUGAAAUCCCAUGAGAGAAUAGAGAGGCUGUGUUCUAACUUAUGUUUUUGACUGGAAAUGUGUGUGUUUUUAAAUCAUAUUGUUUAUAAGAAA